UCACCUGUUCAAAGACGGUUAGUGCCGAAGUACACAAGUACGAAUGAUGGGGACUCUGUCUUCGAGCCGCCACCGCUGUAUGCGCAUGAGGUGAUGCUGAUGAACCGCGAUAAUGAUGACCUGUUUUUAUGGCUGCAUAGUCUUUGCCGGUGCCUUGUGAGGAAUGCGCUAUUUAGAAUAGUAUCCCGUAUAAGCUAUAACGAAAACCGAUGCUCGUGGUCUUGGCCUUUUUCAGCACGGUAUAAAGGGUUUUUUUUUUGGAAAAGCUUGGCCUAAAGAUGGUUCUAGAUGGAAGCAGUCCCCUUGCUUUUUCAAGGAGAAAAGACAAAGGAAGGAGACGAGGGGGCACGACGAUGGGCUCGGCGUUACGUGGCGCGAAUAUGUCUCGCGCGUCUCUGUCCUUUGUGUUGAGACCAUUGAAGGCCCCCGCGUAGUUGCUUCCGAAACUUAUGCCCGCAGGCAAGACACCCGCAAGAGCUUACCUCGCGCGCCAGACUUCACAGAUCAAGCACCCAGCCCCGGCGCCCUUUGUGUUGAGACCACUGAAGGCCCCCGCGUAGUCGCUUCCGAAACUUAUGCCCGCAGGCAAGACACCCGCAAGAGCUCACCCCAAGCGCCGAACUUCACAGACCAAGCACGCAGCCCGGGCGUCCUUUGUAUUGAGACCAUUGAAGGCCCCCGCGUAGUUGCUUCCUCAAGUUAUGCCCGCAGGCAAGACACCCGCAAGAGCUUACUUACUUCACGCGCCGAACUUCACAGAUCAAGCACGCAGCCCCGGCGCCUUAGCCUGAAGCAACACACACACACAGCGGCGAACGCGCUCGCAAGUGACUCGCUGGCCGCUCGGUCAGUGGCCUUAACGCGCGGGGGCUUGCCUCUGGGCUAGCCUUUGCGAAAGUCAUACCCAGCACGCGGCCGCAGGCCCUGCCCCUCUGUCUUCAUUUUUGUUGCCUUUCUGUUUCCUGGUCGUUCGCUCUUGCCUUUCAUGUUCUCACACACCGCCUUGGCGCCCGGUGCUUCCCUCACCGAAGUCAGCGGCUUACGAUACAGCCACGCGCCUGCCUUUGCCCAUGGCGUUCAACCUGCUAGCGAGUCGCGAAGCAAUCAGCGCGCGCGUUUGGUCUGCUGCAUUUCUCUACGCUAGCACCGAAGGAGGGGACACGGGGGCCAAGGCUGCCAGCCUCGCCCUCGUCCGCUACCUCUCAAGCUAUCGGUGCACGCCGGUGGGUAGAAGGAUACACACCGAGGCCAGCGCCCCUAACUUCGCCUCGGUGAGGAUUGGCUCCGCCCCGGGGGGUUUGUUAGAAGUUGGGGGGAGCAUGUGGCCACCCCGCUGCCCUUGGUGACGCCGCGGGCAGCCUGAUACUGGGCGCGUGACUUAGACGGCGGCGCCCGCAGCCACUUGGCUGGCCCAGGGUCGUGGCAAUCUGAGGGCCCGCUGACCUACACCACACGGCGCGAAGCACACCGCGCGCGGGCGCGCCGGGUUGGCGUUGGGCAAACACGCUAACAAUGUGAGUCACAUAACGCAGCACGCGAGCGCGCGCCUCGUGUCUACCAAGUGACGCGACGAGCCAGCCCUUCGCCCCUUCUGCACAAGUCUGAAGUAUAGCGCUCGCCAGCCUCCAGCCAGCUGGCAGGGCUUCGCGGUGUUUUCGCCACAUCGGUUCUUCUGUGUGUCUGUGUGUGUGUGUGUGUGUCUGUGUCUGUGUCUGUCUCUCUGUCUGUCUCUGUGUCUCUGUUUGUUUGUCUCUGUUUGUUUGUCUCUGUUUGUUUGUCUCUGUUUGUUUGUCUCUGUUUGUUUGUCUCUGUUUGUUUGUCUCUGUUUGUUUGUCUCUGUUUGUUUGUCUCUGUUUGUUUGUCUCUGUUUGUUUGUCUCUGUUUGUUUGUCUCUGUUUGUUUGUCUCUGUUUGUUUGUCUCUGUUUGUUUGUCUCUGUUUGUUUGUCUCUGUUUGUUUGUCUCUGUUUGUUUGUCUCUGUUUGUUUGUCUCUGUUUGUUUGUCUCUGUUUGUUUGUCUCUGUUUGUUUGUCUCUGUUUGUUUGUCUCUGUUUGUUUGUCUCUGUUUGUUUGUCUCUGUUUGUUUGUCUCUGUUUGUUUGUCUCUGUUUGUUUGUCUCUGUUUGUUUGUCUCUGUUUGUUUGUCUCUGUUUGUUUGUCUCUGUUUGUUUGUCUCUGUUUGUUUGUCUCUGUUUGUUUGUCUCUGUUUGUUUGUCUCUGUUUGUUUGUCUCUGUUUGUUUGUCUCUGUUUGUUUGUCUCUGUUUGUUUGUCUCUGUUUGUUUGUCUCUGUUUGUUUGUCUCUGUUUGUUUGUCUCUGUUUGUUUGUCUCUGUUUGUUUGUCUCUGUUUGUUUGUCUCUGUUUGUUUGUCUCUGUUUGUUUGUCUCNUCUGUCUCUGUCUGUCUCUGUCUGUCUCUGUCUGUCUCUGUCUGUCUCUGUCUGUCUCUGUCUGUCUCUGUCUGUCUCUGUCUGUCUCUGUCUGUGUGUGUGUGCAAUUGUGUUGCGCGUUGUUGUGUGUGUGUUUCUUUGUGUGUGUGUGUGUUUCUUUGUGUGUGUGUUUCUUUGUUUGUUUGUUUGUUCGUGGGGGGCAGUGCCUUUGGCGUAGACAAUGUCUCUCAGACCUAUCUCGACGGGCGCCAGGAGUGGCAUCACCAGUGAUAUACACGCGCGACAUGUCUCUCUAAAGAUCGCCGCUGAGAUUCUAGCCUCCAUGGCUCAGAACUAUCUGGUCCCAUGGCAAUUUGCGCGGUUUCCACUCGUCGCCGGUCUAGAGGAACCGCCCUACGCCUACAGAGCUGACAGGGCCCAGAGUGGCAAGGACAACAGCGGAGAAAUACAAGGUGCAGGUAGUCAAAUAGCUUUAGUAUGCAUAUUACUUCUUACUACUAUACAGCUUCAAUUACUAAUCUCACAGUUCGUUUUAGAAUGCACUGACAAAAAGCUCAUAAGUAUGAUCCUAGGUAUCCUCUCCGAUCCUGCCCGGUACUAUGCUCAGGUGCUCAAUAACCUUAUUUCCGAUCUAAAAAAGGUGGCCAAUUUUGAUACUAGAAAAAAAAAGUCGGUCGUGGUCCAUUUUCGUACCAGAAUCAAGUUAGGUGCGACAGGCGUCAGUAGUUGAACGACCAGGAGGGUCGCCAAUACUAGCAUUUUAGAGAAGGUCAAAGUGCCCACCAUUGUUACACCAGAUUUCGAAUAUUUCUGGGAGUGGUGCAAGAAGGCGCCCGAGAGCGGCACGCAUGACUCAAUGGACGACUUUGUUGCCAAAACGGUUAUGAAGAUUUUUCGUUUAUUCUUGAGAACUCAAAAGUUCUUCAUUCUUGAGAACUCAAAAGUUCUUCAGUUUACUAUCAUCGUUCCGUUUGGUUUUUCAUGUUAUGCAAGAACAUCACCCACUCAUACUUCUUCUAAUAGCCGAGCGUGCGUCAUCAUUCAUUCAUUUAGAUCGUCUAACAUGCAAACAAUUAGAGCCUCCCCCUCAUGCCAGGCGCGUCAGUCAAUUAGUCGAUCAAUCUAGGCAACUUCAUUCUCAUUCACAUUUCUAAUGCCCCUUGCGAGACCAGCCUGGUGAGGCGAAGCGCUGUCAAGU
Amoebophrya sp. A25 is the source of this 3582-nucleotide messenger RNA. The record is from the annotation of a GenBank genome assembly. NCBI's taxonomy places the organism in Eukaryota, Dinophyceae, Syndiniales, Amoebophryaceae.